AUGGUGACAAAAUUCUAUCAGCACAUUCUUGCAUUGGCAUUUGCUGUGAAAGAAGUCAAUGAGAAUCCCAACAUCUUGCCCAAUAUCACACUUGGCUUCCACAUCUAUGACAGCUAUUAUGAUGCAAGGAUGACCUACCGUACGACUCUAGACCUCCUCUUCAAAAUGAGGACCUUUGUCCCCAACUACAAAUGUGACACCCAGAAAACCCUCAUAUCCACCAUUGGGGGACUUGGCCAUGAUACCACCUUCCAUAUGGCAGACACAUUAGGUCUCUACAAAAUUCCACAGUUUGCAUAUGGUUCAUUUCCUGCAGUGGAGAGUGAUACAAGUCAGGCUCCUUCCUUUUACCGCAUGGUGCCCAAUGAAGCCCAACAGUUUCUUGGGAUUAUCCGCUUGCUUAAGCAUUUUGGAUGGACGUGGAUCGGACUCCUUGCUCUGAAUGAUAACAGUGGAGAACAUUUCUUGCAGACCCUGGAGCCAUUGCUUUUUCAAAAUGGAAUUUGCUCAGCCUUCACACACAAAAUCCCAAAACAACUCCACAUUGAUAAUGUGGAUGAAAUGCAUGAUAUAGCUUUAAAUAUGUAUGUACAAAUCAGAGAUAAUAAAGUCACUACAUUUAUUGUUUAUGGAGAAUCUCUAGCCAUUAUAGCACUGAGAGCUAUCAUAUUUGUGCCAGAUCCUACAAAUAAGAAAAACACAUCAUUUAAAAAGGUAUGGAUCUUUACAGCACAGACAGAUUUCAUAUCUAUGGGUCUUCUUAAGGUUUGGAAUGUUCUGCUCUUCCAGGGUUCCCUUUCCUUCACAAUCCACUCACAAAAUCUUCCAGCUUUCAAGGAAUUUCUUCACAACAUAAAGCCUUCCUGGACCCAGGGAGAUGGUUUCAUCAAAGGCUUCUGGGAGCAAGCAUUUGACUGUAUUCUUCCCAAUUUUGAUGCACCAAUGGAGGUCCAUGGUAUGUGUUCGGGGGAGGAGAGAUUGCAGAGUCUUCCAAGGUCUCUGUUUGAAAUGGGCAUGACUGGUCACAGCUACAGCAUUUAUAAUGGUGUCUAUGCUGUGGCUCAUGCCUUGCAGAACAUUCACUCACCUAGAUCCAAGCAAAGAGCAAUGGGGAAAAGUGAAAGAUUAAAACUUCAGGACCUGGAGCCUUGGCAGCUCCACCUUAUUCUUCAUGACAUUUCAUUUAACAACUCAGCUGGAGAAAUCGUGUCAUUUACUGAUCAAAGAGAAAUGGGAGGUGGCUUUGACAUCAUGAAUACUGUCACAUUCCCAAACAGGUCCUUCCUUCAAGUGAAGGUGGGAUGGGUUGAUUCUGAUGCUGUUGAUGGAAAAGAAUUCAUCAUUCAUGAGGACAUGAUUAUGUGGCACAACGAUUUUAACCAGUAUGAUUGUACUCCAUGUCCAGAAGGGAAGAUUUCAAACCAGAAUGACAUGGCUGACUGUUUCAGAUGCCCAGAUGAUCAGUAUCCAAACAAGAAGAAAAAUAGAUGCAUCUCCAAAACUAUAAGCUUUCUUUCUUAUGAGGAACCCUUAGGGAUCGGCUUGGCCUCUGUUGCUCUUCCUUUUUCCCUGAUCACAGCUUUGGUACUAGGAACUUUUAUCCAACACAGAGACACUCCCAUUGUCAAAGCCAACAACAGAGAUCUCACCUAUGCUCUCCUCAUUGCCCUUCUACUCUGCUUCCUCUCAUCUUUUCUGUUUAUUGGACGCCCUGGGGAAGUGACCUGCCUUCUUCGGCAACCAACUUUUGGCAUUGUCUUCUCUGUGGCAGUUUCCUGUGUGUUGGCCAAAACCAUCACUGUAGUUGCAGCUUUCAUGGCCACCAAGCCAGGGUCCAGUAUGAGGAAGUGGGUAGGGAAACAAAUGACCAACUCCGUUGUCCUUUCCUGCUCUCUUUUUCAAGUGAUUAUUUGUAGUGGCUGGCUGAUGACCUCUCCCCCAUUCCCUGCUUUAGACAUGCACUCGGUAAUGGAAGAAACCAUUGUGCAGUGCAAUGAAGGCUCAGUGACCAUGUUUUAUUGUGUCUUGGGCUACAUGGGCCUCCUGGCCAUUGCCAGCUUCAUUGUGGCAUUUGCAGCUCGCAAAUUACCAGACAGUUUCAAUGAAGCCAAGUUCAUUACAUUCAGCAUGUUGCUGUUCUGCAGUGUUUGGCUUUCUUUUUUUCCAACCUAUCUGAGCACCAAAGGAAAAUACAUGGUGGUGGUGGAGAUCUUCUCCAUCUUGUCCUCCAGUGCUGGAUUGUUGGGCUGCAUCUUUGCCCCUAAAUGUUACAUCAUUGUUCUGAGGCCUGAGCUGAACAAAAAGGAGCAAAUGAUAAGGAAAAAGAUGUAA
Podarcis muralis (Common wall lizard) is the source of this 2331-nucleotide messenger RNA. The record is from RefSeq and is a predicted model, not a curated record. NCBI's taxonomy places the organism in Eukaryota, Metazoa, Chordata, Lepidosauria, Squamata, Lacertidae.